This is a messenger RNA of Aspergillus puulaauensis, 981 nucleotides long. RefSeq names its product carnitine:acyl carnitine antiporter (gene CRC1). NCBI's taxonomy places the organism in Eukaryota, Fungi, Ascomycota, Eurotiomycetes, Eurotiales, Aspergillaceae. The transcript is spliced from 5 exons. Bases 1 to 981 code for a protein of 326 amino acids. Gene Ontology annotation, biological process: mitochondrial transport; carnitine transmembrane transport. Gene Ontology annotation, cellular component: mitochondrial envelope. Gene Ontology annotation, molecular function: O-acyl-L-carnitine transmembrane transporter activity. The record is from RefSeq and is a predicted model, not a curated record.
AUGUCAUCCGCCGAAUCCCCCACGUCUGACACCGUCCAGGAGUCGUUCAAGGAUACCGAAUCCAAGAAUGUUAACCAGACCGCUGCUCAGCUUCGCUCCUUCGCCGCUGGCGGCGCUGGUGGUGUCUGUGCGGUUGUUGUCGGCCACCCCUUCGACCUGGUCAAGGUGCGGAUGCAGACUGCUGCCCAGGGUGUCUACUCGGGCGCCAUUGAUGUGGUGAAGAAGACUAUCGCCCGCGAGGGUCUGGCUCGCGGUCUCUAUGCUGGUGUUUCUGCUCCUCUGGUCGGCGUUACGCCCAUGUUCGCCGUCAGCUUCUGGGGUUACGAUCUAGGAAAAACGCUUGUCAGCAGCGUGUCUGAAGUCAAGGUCCACAACAACACCCCGCAGUACACAAUUGGCCAGAUUUCCGGUGCUGGAUUCUUCUCCGCUAUCCCCAUGACUCUCAUCACUGCUCCCUUCGAGCGCGUAAAGGUGUUGUUGCAGAUCCAAGGGCAGAACCCCCCGCCACCUGGCGAGAAGCCCAAGUACUCCGGCGGUGUGGAUGUCGUCCGACAGCUGUAUAAGGAGGGAGGAAUCCGUAGUGUGUUCCGUGGAAGCGCAAUGACCCUGGCCCGUGACGGCCCCGGCUCGGCUGCCUACUUCGCUGCCUAUGAAUACAUCAAGCGGUCGCUCACUCCCAAGGACGCGGAAGGCAACGUGACCGGUGAUCUGUCGCUGCCAGCUGUUCUAGCGGCUGGUGGUGCUGCCGGUAUUGCCAUGUGGAUUCCUGUUUUCCCUGUCGACACAAUCAAGUCGCGUCUGCAGAGUGCACCGGGCAAGCCCACGAUCGGUGGCACCAUUCGUGCCGUCUACGGCAACGGUGGAUUCAAAGCGUUCUUCCCCGGGUUUGGCCCAGCCUUGGCCCGUGCUGUCCCUGCGAACGCCGCCACAUUUGCCGGUGUCGAGCUGGCUCACAAUUUCAUGAAGAAGCUAUUCGACUAA